GUAAUAUGGGAGCAUACUAACAUGCAUGGUGGCUAAUACUGUUACGCUACGGUACGAGUACCACACGUACGGUACCAGUAGAAAGUGAAGUGUCCGUCGAAUCGAAUCCGAGGCAAGGCAUUGCAAGGCAAGGCAAGGAAGGAACGGGACUGGCUGGGUGGAAACAUCCCAAAGAAACAACACACAACAACACAACCGGUGCGACACAACGCGUGGUGUGGCAGCAGUGUUGUGCGAUGCGCCGUAGGAUGCCGUGCGCGAGAAGAACAUGGUGAUGAUACAGGUCCUUCUGUCGAUGCUCUUUGGAACGGCGGCCGGCAACCACGGCACCGACCGCACUCGCAGCAGCAGCCGCCGCCACGGCACGGCAGGCUGCCAAGCCGCCGUGACGGAUGCGUCCGUCUCUCCCGACCAGAAGGGUGCCGGGAUCCUGGUCCGAUGGCUGCGCCCGGCCCGUGGGGACCGCUGGGAGGAGAACACUUGCGGCAGCGAACGCGGCAGCGAACGACGACGACGACGAACCACCGCCGGCACCACCGGCACCACCCCCGGGGGCUACCGUCCGGGGCCGGGGGACACCUGUUUGGUCCGGUACGAUUGCUACGUCCUGGGCCCGGUCCCGGCGGAACGGACGGGGGGUCCCUUCCGGGUCCACCGCCGGCGGGCCAGGACCUGGGUGGACGGGAACUUUCCCGGGGGGAGGUGGUCCGGAAGCGAGGGCAGCAGCGAGGGCCGCAGCACCACCACCACCGAAACGCGGCGGCCCCUGGUCCUCGAGGCCACGGCCCCGGUCGUCCCGGCCCUCUCCUUCGUGGUGGGGGCCGGCGAGGUCCUCCGCGGCCUGGAGGUGGCCGUCCAGCGCAUGGAGGAGGGGGCCGCCUGCGAGGUCGUCGUCCCCUGGGCCUACGGAUACGGCGUCCCCGGCCUCCCCCCCUUGAUCCCCCCCUUUUCGGACCUGGUGCUGGUGGUGGUCCUCGAGGGCAUCGAGCCGACGGACCAGAACCGGGAGCGGCACGAGGAGGGAGGACACGCCCGCCCCAGGGAGGGGCCGGCGGCUCUGGUGGCGGUGGUCAGGGACGCGGUGGCGGUGGCCGCGGUCGCCGGGCUGCUGGUCGUUGGGUUCUCCGCGCUGCUGCAGCGGUACGAGGACACGGUGGUAGGGAUCCUGAGGGCCAUUGCGGACGAGCUGUGAGCGAGCGAAACGCCGCCGUUUGGGUUCGGAGAUUGCCUAUACAUGCGAUGCGAUGCGAUGCGAUGCAAUCCAAACCACUCUUUCUCGAGGGAUCGCAUCGACCGAUUCUAGGCUAGACUACCCGUAG
This is a messenger RNA of Pseudo-nitzschia multistriata, 1319 nucleotides long. Lineage: Eukaryota; Bacillariophyta; Bacillariophyceae; Bacillariales; Bacillariaceae. The record is from the annotation of a GenBank genome assembly.